UCUCAACAAAAACAACGACAGCUUUCAUCAUCAUCAGUAAUCUCCAAUGGGACGAAAAAGAGUUAGAGAAAGGGUUUAUGGUCCUGAUGGAAGUGCUUUUUUCAACUGUGAAAAAUGUGGAGUUUCUGUUGCUAUUUCAUUGGCUGAUAUGCAUCAUUGUGAAUCCAAUAAAAUCCAUUAUAGGAUUCUCCAACCACCACCAGCUCCUCAGUUCUUCGAUCACCCGCGUUCCCCUUACCGUAUUUUUAUGGAAACCUUUACGAGAGGUAAAGAGAGGGAAAGUUAUCUUGAAAUUGAGAGAUUAGGGUUUGAAAAGUGGCAAAAUAUGUCCGAGGAGGACAAGUUACGAUUUGUCUCUUGUGCUGAAUUAUUGGACUCUUGUCACCGAAGAGAAUUGAAACGCGAAGCUAAUCAGAUUAUAGAGAUAAACUAUGGAGCUACGUCACCAUUGGUUGAGAUUCUUAACAAGCAGCCUCAAGAAACUUUAGAGAAACCUCAGAAGACUUGAAAACAUGAGUUUUUAUAUGCGUAAGUUUGACUUUUUAUUAAAAGUUGUGUUGAAUGAGAGUAAUCUAUUAA
Vicia villosa (hairy vetch) is the source of this 579-nucleotide messenger RNA. RefSeq lists its product as uncharacterized. Lineage: Eukaryota; Viridiplantae; Streptophyta; Magnoliopsida; Fabales; Fabaceae. The record is from RefSeq and is a predicted model, not a curated record. Bases 47 to 508 code for a protein of 153 amino acids. The transcript is spliced from 6 exons.